AUGGUUGACACAAUUGACAACUUGCUCAAAAACUUAUCCAAAUGUCAAGUCCACCUAAAAAAUUGAGAAAAUACAAUUCUAUUUUCCAUUGUAGAUAUAAGAGGAAAUAUUCCACUGAUCAGUAGUUCUUAGACAAAGUUGACUUAGAAAGCUUGGAAUAGAGUUACUUACGAUUCAUUUACUAAAGAAGAAGAGCUAUGGCAUUGGAAGAGGCUGUUGUUUCGUUUGUGAUUGAAAGGCUUGGAGACUUGCUAAUUAAUGAAGCCAAGUUCUUGUAUGGAGUCAAAGGCCAAGUCAAGAAUGCAAAGAUCAAGCUGCAAUGUAUGAGGGCUUUCUUAAAAGACGCAGAUGCUUGUGUUAGAAAUGGUGAUGAGAGGGUUCGCCUUUUGGUUGUCCAAAUCAGAGAAAAUUCUUAUACCUUGGAGGAUGUUAUUGAAACUUAUGUCUUCAAAGUGGCUUCUAAUAACGAGAGUGUUGGAACUAUCAGACGUGUACUGAAAUGGUCAGCUCAAAUUAUUCAUGUCUACAAAGUUGGAUCAAAGAUAAAGGAGAUCUCAUCAAACAUUGAUGCUUGGACGUCAGAAUUAGAAAAAUAUGGAGUACAGAGAUCAAUGGACAAGGCAGCUGAAACUUCUUCAAGCUAUGUCCAAGAGCGAAGACAGUUGAGGCAAGCUUAUUCUCAUGUUGAAGACAACCAUGUUGUUGGAUUCGACAAAGACAUCGAAGAGUUGGUAGCCCUUUUGACUGAACAAAAUAACCCUCAUAAGCCUUAUAAGGUGAUCUCUGUGUAUGGGAUGGGUGGUUUGGGGAAGACCACUCUUGCAAGAAAGGUAUAUCAACACCCCCAAGUCAGGACUCACUUUUUUUGUUGUGCUUGGGCCUCAAUAUCUCAGCAAUGUAAUACACGCGCUGUCAUGGAAGGAAUUUUAUUUGCUUUCACUUCUCCCACAGAUGCACAAAGAAAUCAUAUCAAAAGCUUAAGUGAUGUUGAAUUAACCAAGAAGCUUCACGACUUUCAGAAAGAGUGGAAAUGUUUGGUGCUCCUUGAUGAUAUAUGGACCACUAAAACUUGGGAUCUUCUAAAACAUGCAUUCCCUCAAGGAGACACAGAUAGCAAGAUCUUACUCACCACUCGGAAUAAAGAUGUAGCUGAGCAUGUGGAUCGACAUGGUUUCAUCCAUGAACCUCAUUUGCUCGAUGACAAGGAGAGUUGGGAGCUGUUUCAGAACAAGUACUCCUCUCCUGGAAUGGAAUCAACGGAUUCAGACUCGGAUGAUAAUGAAAGGAAGAAAGAACUAGCGGUUGAGAUGCUUAAAAAGUGCGCUGGUUUGCCAUUAGCCAUCAUCGUGCUCGCUGGGCUUCUGUCUAAGAAACACACCAUAUAUGAGUGGGAGCAGAUGAAAAGAAACAUAGUGCGCUGCAUAGGUCAAGGUGAACAACACGAUGACUCAAAAUACCGUAGUGUUUGGGGGGUGUUAGGUUUGAGUUACAAUGAGUUACCAUGUCACUUGAAGCCUUGUUUUUUGUUCUUGUCUCGCUACGCUGAAGAUACUGUGAUAAGAGUAAAAGAGUUAUUCCUUAUACUCAUAGCAGAAGGUUUUAUAUCAUUAAGAGGAAGUUGUAUGGAAACCAUCGAGGAUGUGGCAUAUGAUUGCUUAAGUGAGUUGGUGGAGAGGAGCAUGAUUCAGGUCAAAGAUAUGAGUUCAACAGGAACGAUAAAAUCAUUUUGCAUUCAUGAUCUCAUGCGAGAUUUGUGCGUGUCUAAAGCUCGAGAUGAAAACUUUCUACAUUUUAUUGAUUUGAGGAAUAAAGUGGAAGAGCCAAUUGAAUCAGUGUCCACUGUCCCGAUAACAAAUGUACGAAGACUUGCCAUUUAUUGUGAUCGUGAAAGUACUGGUAAUGAUUUUGUUCAUAUGGUUCGAAAUAUGGAUGGCUCUCUUAGGUACCUUUCUGUACAUGAGCGACACAUUGCGUUCGAAGGAGGAGUAUUCAGACAUGUCUGCAAUCGCUUUCUGAUGCUUAGAGUUCUGAUCAUUGAUGACAUGCGGGAUUUUGAACGUACCACCACGUUGCCUAAAGAAAUUGGAAAUCUUAUCCACCUAAGGUUAUUUAGUAUGCCUAACAGCCGAAUAAAAAUGAUUCCUUCUUAUUUUGGGAAUUGGAGAUGCCUGCAAACUUUGAGAGUAUGGACCAAUAGUAAUAAAAUACCAAAUUCAAUGUGCAAGUUGGAACAGUUGAGGCAUCUAUAUUUUUUAAAUAUUUCUAUUGGCGUAGAAAUUGGUGAAUUCUUGAGGUCAACUAUGUCUAGAAAUUUAUUACAGACAUUGGUAGGUAUUCAUUCCAAGCAUCUUGUUCUGAGUGAUUUGCUACAGCUGAAGAAUCUCAAGAAAUUAGCAAUUGAUGUGGAUGGAAAUUUUGACUCAUUCUUACACAAUCCCCAAACUCUCACAUUCACUCGUCUUUUGUCUUUACAAGUAAAAAAGAGAGACUUCGUCAAGAUAGAUAUUGUUCCUUUGAUUUUAAGCUGUCCUCAAAUUUAUAAGCUUACACUGGACUCGCUUGUAGUAAGAUUACCACAAGUCAACCAAUUCUCCCCAAAUCUUAUCAAGUUAAGAUUGUUUAAUCUGAGACUUGAGGAUGAUCCAAUGCCAACAUUAGAAAAGCUACCAAAAUUAAGAGUCCUUCUCAUUUCUAUAAAUUGCUUUAUGGGGGAUGAGAUGGUGUGCUCAAGAGGAGGUUUCAAUCGACUUGAAUCUCUUGAGCUUAUUGGUCUACGAGGAUUAAAAGAGUGGAAGGUGGAGGAGAGUGCAUUGUCUAGACUUGGCUAUUUGCGUAUUGAACAAUGCAGGGGAUUGAGGAGAGUUCCAGAUGGAUUAAGAAACAUUCUUACACUCAAUCAUAUGGAGAUACGUCAUAUGCCUAAGAAAUUCAAAGAAAGGAUGGAAGAAGGAGGAGAGGAUUUCUAUAAAGUCAAGCACGUCACAUCUCGUGUGUUUAUCGACUGUGAUUCAGAAUAUGCGUCUGACUAUAGAUGAAUAUAAGUGGGGGUAUCGUCUUUGCACUAUACAAUCAAAUCAACAUUUGGAGGAUUUGUUUACCAGUGUGUUGAAUAAUGUUUGAUUCUGUGUAUUUUCUCCUAGCAAAACUAAUUGUUGAAUAAGAUUGGGUUAUGAUUGUUUUAGCGAAGGGUCAUUGGAUGUUCUUGUGGAUUAUGGAGUUGAUGCUUUAGCUGAUAAGGAGAGGCUUAUGAUGUAUGUAGUGAUGGUUUCCAUGUACAUGUGGUGUGUUCAAGAAAAUCCAUUUCUUAGACCAAAUAUGAGAAGGGUUGUUCAGAUGCUUCAAA
Molecule: messenger RNA, 3343 nt
Organism: Humulus lupulus (European hop)
Lineage: Eukaryota; Viridiplantae; Streptophyta; Magnoliopsida; Rosales; Cannabaceae
Product: putative disease resistance protein At1g50180
Exons: 3
Coding region: 198-3035 (945 amino acids)
Biological process (GO): defense response to other organism
Molecular function (GO): ADP binding
Source: RefSeq, a predicted model, not a curated record